AUGCCUCCGUCCCAGGCUCCUAAGGACACGCCAGAACAGCACUAUCCUCACGCAAGCCUCACCAUGCCGCCUCCCCUUCCGGCCAACGACCUUCAAGUGGUCUCUAUCGACUCACUUGAGGCCGCACUGGCGAAAUUGGCCAUCAAGAUUUCAGUGAACGACAUUGUCUCAGUCAUUCGUGAAGAGGAGGAAGCUAAGCGUGUCAAGUUGAUUGCUCGAGCGAGCGAGCGCCGUGCUACACUAUCCAACCUCGCUCUUAACCCCCUGGAGCAGCCGUCCGGGCUGCAAUUCACAACGACCUCCAAGUUUAUUGCCGAUCCUCCCAAACCCGCCAAGGCUGAUCCGCUAGCCAAAGAACGCAGACGCCGUCUCCUUGAUCUUACCGAACAAACGUUCCCGGACGGCAAGGUUCCAGAUCCCGUCGUCACCAGCGCUGAAGACCAGACGGACAACCCACCUCAAUCCGUCUUCGAAAACGUCUGGUGCCUCUGGGAUACUGGCGCUCAGACCUCCUUCGUCGUUACCCACCUACUCGAUUCCGUCGUGAGAAACAAUCAGGACGAAGGCUCCGCCAUCAUGGAAAUCUCGUUUCAAGGUGUAAACCAAAGAGUGGAUUCAAUCAUUCAUUUUCGCCCUACGCUGCCGAACGGGGUUACAUUCAUCAUUCUCGGUCAACACGCUCUCCUUAACCGUCUACAAUAUCAGAUUCAGCCCACCUCGAUCUGUCCCCAACUUUCUCAAAUAUUUCCGCAAGCCUACGGUCAGAUUGACCUGGUCUCUUGGUGCGAUCCCUUGGGCGACGAGGUUGUCCCUCUCUGA
This is a messenger RNA of Sparassis crispa, 819 nucleotides long. RefSeq lists its product as hypothetical. The record is from RefSeq and is a predicted model, not a curated record. The transcript is spliced from 6 exons. Bases 1 to 819 code for a protein of 272 amino acids. NCBI's taxonomy places the organism in Eukaryota, Fungi, Basidiomycota, Agaricomycetes, Polyporales, Sparassidaceae.